AUGGUGGAAAAAAGCAACUGUGUCUUCCAAUCAAACCACUUAGAGAUUAUUAACAAACCUAGCCCAUAUCGCCCUGGAGAGCAUUAUUAUAUAGCCAAUUACAAAGCAACUAAUGUUGCAGAAUUGGAAAAAAUUACAAAAUUCCCAACAAGUAUCACUCCACCAAAUGGCACAAAACCAACCUCAAAAAAACUCAUAUCUACAACCAAAUAUUUGGUAGAAAAAUUCAAAAAACAACAAGAAAACGAAGUGACUGGUGCAACCAAUAAUUUCCAAUUCAAUAAUGACCUCUCAGCAUUAGAAAAGAAUCACAAAUCACUUCAAGUAGAAUGUACUGAAAACUCAAUCAAACUGGAAUCACAUUCUAAACAAAUACAAAACAUCACCAAUACACUAACAGACCACACAAAAUCCAUACAGACCAUUUUUGAAAAACUCAACGAAAUAGCUUCCAAAAUGGAAAAUAUUGAAUUACAUUUGACAAAACCGUACCAUCAAUUAAUUCAUGAAUCCAAGGAUGAUGUAGAAGAUGAAGAUAAUGAAUCUUAUCACCCAAAACCAAAUGAAAAUAGUGAUGAUGAAAUGGAAUAUGACGAAGAAGAAGAUAUAGUAGAACCUAGAAGAGGUGAUAAACCUCUUGGAAAUAAGAACAAUUAA
Molecule: messenger RNA, 657 nt
Organism: Naegleria fowleri
Lineage: Eukaryota; Heterolobosea; Eutetramitea; Acrasida; Naegleriidae
Exons: 1
Coding region: 1-657 (218 amino acids)
Source: RefSeq, a predicted model, not a curated record